Messenger RNA from Myiozetetes cayanensis, 7804 nucleotides. It is a transcript of the gene HP1BP3, whose product is annotated as heterochromatin protein 1 binding protein 3. The record is from RefSeq and is a predicted model, not a curated record. Gene Ontology annotation, cellular component: nucleosome; chromosome; nucleus. Bases 6688 to 7764 code for a protein of 358 amino acids. NCBI's taxonomy places the organism in Eukaryota, Metazoa, Chordata, Aves, Passeriformes, Tyrannidae. Gene Ontology annotation, biological process: heterochromatin organization; nucleosome assembly. The transcript has 9 exons. Gene Ontology annotation, molecular function: DNA binding; nucleosome binding.
AGGGGCGGAAGGGGCCGACACGGCCGCGACACAACAAAUAAUCGCUAUUUAUAAACUUAGGCAGCGCCUUGGCCUUCCCGCCUCCCGGCCGCUUUGGCUGUGCGGGUGUUUUUUGGGUGUUUUUCCUGCACAGAGUCACUUCCGAGAAGUGCCGCCGCUCCGGGGAAACCUCUGUCUGGCUGCGCUUCCUAAAAAGAGGUCCCUAAGAGCCCUCGGCGGUUCCGGAGUGUGAGGGUACAGACCUGCGUGAGGCUCCCAGGCGCUGCCGAGAGCCUCCCUGAGCCCAGGUGGCCACAGCCUGGGUAAAGAAUGUUAAUGCCCCUCCUCCCCUCGGUGCACAGGCUCGGCGUGGUAAAGGCUGUUAAAGUCCACUCGGGAGCGGGGCUGUUCCCGACAGGCUCCCAUUCCCAGUUGUUAUGCGUAUUGACACUCUGCGCUGUGAUUUCUUUUUUUUUUUUUUAUACCUAAAGCAUCAUAAAGAUUUAAGGAGAGAAGGAGCAGCUGCCAGAAUCUCGGCUGGUGUAAGCUGGUGUAGCCCCACCAGCUUACCUGCUUCACCUGGGGGCAGCUCCAGACCAGGGAGGCUUCUCACCUGUAUUUUAACUAUUUCCCCCCUCACCGGUGUCUGCAAACCACUAAGCCCGUCCUGCAAGAGAGGAAAAGUUGGCCCAUGCAAAAGUUGGUUGUGGGUGUGUUCGCUCCUUUAUACAGUGUAGCAGAGACCGAUAGUUUGGGUAGUUUGUUUCUAUCUGUGGUUUUUCGCAGCCACUCAAGUAUUUCUCACUCUUCAGGAGCGUUACCGAGUUAUCUCUGGGUUAACAAGUGUGUCACUUCCCAGUUCUUAUCUCACUGUUGAGUAAGAGUUGCACUCAGUACAUGACUUUUGUUUGUUUUGACCAUAAAUAGUAUUUUUAGCAUCUUCAAGAAAGAGGUGGCCAGCAGACCUUGGCAGGCAGUGCCCAUUGAGGAGGGAAAGGAUCGGAAGUGCUGGUGUUUAUAAAUAUUGUCACUCCUCCGGGAGGGCAGUGAGAGGAGAGGGAGGUGAGCUCAGUUCAGGCACUGAGGUGUUGGAUGGACCGGGCAGGAGAGCACUGACCUUCCUCAGGAAUCGGUGGAUAGAGUGGGAGAUCCUUGGAAAUCAGGAAUGAAUGGGGGUGAGAAGUACUCUUUUUGGGAGUAAAUGCUUCGAACAAAGUGGCUUUUGCAGCUUUUUCCCCUUUAGCUGUGUGCUAAAUUAUCUCCUCAAUGCAUCGUUCACGUUCCUCAGGUAGAAGCUCAUUAAAUUAUUUCUGUCCAGAAUAUCUUUUCCUCUUGUAUUUUCCUUUUCAGCAGAAAGGGAUGUGUGAAUCUUUUGGCAGUGCUUUGUUACACGUGACCUGAGGUCCUCUGAGGAUUUUAACUUCCAUGAGAGAGAAUAAAAGUUUUCCAUUGAUGGACUCUAAUGUAAGGUGUAGGUAGAUUUUAUACAGACUGCAAAGAAAUAAUGGCUUUUAUCAUGUAUAGUUUUGUCUGUAGGAUAAUAAGUGGUGGCUGAGUAAUAGUUUGGGAGGAAGGUUUAUACAGUGGGUUUAAGUUUAAUCUGUCUAGGCAAGGAGGACAUGGCCUGUAAAAGGUUCAGAUGUAACAUUUGCAGCCUAAAUUUUCACUCAAUUGUCAGCAGUUUGUCAGCAUUCAUAAAGCUGCAUCCUGAAUGAAGGCAUUUUAUCCAAGGCUGUGAAACUUUCAGCAGGAGAUUUUCAUGUUGGAGUAGUUUAAAGUUGGUGACCUAAACUUGCUUUAAACCUGAAGCUGAACCCUGUGCACUCUGAUGGGGGUGAUUUCAUCCUCAGCAGCUUGUGGCAGUGGCAGCCUGUGGAGAAUCUGGAUCAAGGACCAUUUUAGCCAAAAACCAUUUCAAACUGUUGUCCCACAGAGAUUGUCACUGUCACAACCCUGAGCAUCAGUGCAGAGGCUAUUUUGAGACAGCUGUGCAAGCAGAAAUUCUGCUUCAUAUUAAUCCCUUGGCUGAAGUUUUUGGGAUUUCUGGGUGUGAUGGUGCUGUAAUUUAAGGUGCACACUGGCUGUGACUCUGCGUGGGGACACGAGGAGAAACUCCUGGAUAUAGGAGUGGAAGAUAAUCCAGGCCACGGAGACGAUCUGCUGUCACUGCCUUCUGUGCAGGUCACAGAUGGAUGGGAGAGAAUCUGUAACCUGUGAGUGAUUUUAUACUGAGCUUGGGGUGAAGAGCAGUGGAGGUGAGGCAGGAAUUUACUUCUGUUUUAAUAAACCUCUUUGCAGAUUGAGCUGGCUUGGGGUGGGUGGUGUUAGACCCUCUCAGGGACGAAGUGCUGAGCUCAGCUCUGGGUGGCAGCAUCAGUCUCACUCCAGUAAUGAGCCUUUUUCUUCUUUCUUUUUUUUUCUCCUUUUUUUUCCCUUUUUUCCUUUUUUUUGUUCAGUGAAAGCAGCAUCUGUGUGCACAGAAGGGCAGGGGGGCAGUUUUUGCUGUACUCUGUAAAAGUCAGGACAGGCAAGGUGUGAGUCCGGUUGCAUUCGUAGCAUUUGGAGCCAGAGGCCCAAACUCAACCCUGAAUGAAAGUAUUUUCGAAUGGAAAUAGAUCUUUGUGCUUACAAAAACUCUCCUUUGGGUGUCUGCGUGUAGGAAUUCCUGUUUGGACACUGCAAGCAUGAGGGAUUUUCCCUGUGCGUGGGGGUUGGUUGUUCCCCCCAUCACCCCAUUUAGGGAAGGGGUGGAUGGAAAGGACACUGUAACACAGUCAGCCCAAGGAAUGUGUUGCCUGGGAGCUCUUGGAUCCAUGUCCUGGACCACUGUUCCUGUUUAAUUGGAACAAGCUGCUUUCUGCAGCAGCUCAGGUAGCCUGGACCAGAUCCCUGGGAGCCUCCACUGCAGGAGAGCUGCAAACACAGCCCUUGGACUGAAUGAGCUGCAAAGUCUGGGCAGCUGGGACACAUCCCAGGAAAGCAGUGGCCAUCAGGAUGGGGAUAAACCCCGGUAAAUGGCAGCAGAAGGGAUGGGAAUGCCAGCUGUGCUCGGCCACGUGUGAGGGAGUUUCCGAGCAGGUUGCCAGACAAGGAUCAGAAGUGGGGACUAACUCGUAUUUUGUAUCCCAUAGCACAUUUUAUUCCCUUGCACAACUUCAGGCUGGUUUAAAUGACCAACUACUGCUGGUCUGACCUAAGCAAGUCCAGCUCAGUCAGCUGGAAAAGCCAAAGGCAGGGCAGUGAGUGCUGGAAGGGCUCAGGGAAGCAGCAGUGACAGUUUCUGAGAUGUUUAAAUGCUCUUCAGCUUUAUAGAGUAGUAAGCAAUUGCACAGUAAUCAAUAGCCUGGUUUUUAAAUCCAAUUUUACUUUGCUUCUUAAGCCUUUCUGACAAUAAAUAGUUGUUCUUAUUUGCACUGCUUGUAAGAUCGUUGGGUUUGUAUCCCUUGACACCUUCAAGUACAUAAAAACUGGUUUUUACCCCUUUUUGACCUCAUUUCUAGACUGGGGUCAUGUGCUUUAUACCUGUCCCAUCUCAGUGCAUCCAUCAGCCGUUCGUGUGAUGUGACAGAAAGGGGACACCCCCCAGCUCAGGACUGGCCAAGCUUCCUCAUUUUCCAAUUGCUCAUUUCCAGCAGCCUCACACUUGGAUUGCCGAGUUCCAAACCUGAUUGAUCCCGAAACGUUUUCCCUCCAAGGGAGAUUGAAGGCUGAGAUAAGUUGAAAUAUCUUAUGGCCAGCAGAAAUGCAAGGACUCAGCCAAACUGUGCCUCAAAUUAAUUUUUUUUUGAAUAUUUUCGUGUCUGUUACAUUAGUGUGGGGACUGCACACUUCUGAAAUGUUAUCCAAAAUGUGUCUCACUUGAAGCCUCCCUUUCCUUUGGCUCUAACAAUGUGCUGAUAACUCAGGAGAGAAUGGUUACAGUUUCUCGUAACAGUUCCUGGAAAGCUCCCUGUACCUUUGGAUCUUCCAUUAGUGGGCAUUCCCUGAGCUGGGAGACUGGACACGUUCCAGAAAACCAGAAAUUUGGGGGGUUUUGCUGCUUAUCAGAUGGAUUACCAGCUUUGGAAGAACUGGUUCAUCUUAGUUUGGGAACCUGUGAACCUGCAUUCAAAGGACCUUUAGGACAAUGGGUGUGAGUAGCUGUGUGAGGAGUAACUUUCUGUGCUCCUGUGAAUCCUGGUGGUUGUUUCAUUGCUGAUGCAAUUCUGUUUUUCUGAGUAGACCACGUUUCAGUGUUCAUGACAGUUGUCCAACAAGCACCUUGAAAACUGCAUCCUCAGCUGGUGGCCUCGUCCCCUUUCUAAGCACAACGUUUGUUUGGUGUUUGUAUAAAUCAAAAUACACUUAUUACUUUAAUUUUACUGUUAUUAAGAGUGAUGCUUGUGAUUGCAGCUGUGCUUCCUGUUUAGAGCUGUCUUUUGAAAUAGGGUGUUCAGGUAAUGUUUUGUGUGGUUUGAUUUUUCCAUUCAAUAAAAUUUUUUUUUUUUUUUUUGAGGGGGGAAUGAGUUUUUCUGCAUCUGUUGCAAAACCACCUUCAUCUUUUUGAGGGGCUAAAUUCAGGCCUGUUGGUGGUCGAUAUUUCACACCCAGGGCAGAAAAUGACUUUUGAUCCCUGUGUGGAAAGGAAGGGGCUGAGCAGGUGCAGUGAGAUGCUCUCACAAGGUGGGCCUGUGACUUUGCCCCUGGAGACUCUCAGUGCUUUGAAGUCAGGAGGGGAUUAUCCUCCUGCCCCCUUGAUUCCCUUUGGAGCAGGAGAUGAUCCAUGCAGAGGGAAUCCACAAUUUCUGCUGGGUUCUGCCUUCUUUGCCUGCACUGUAGGCACAGAAGUGAGGAAUUGUGAUAAGUUUUACUCUUCAGAGCAAAAAGGUUUGUGCGCUGAUCUAAACAAAGAGGUUUUGAGAACUCAGGCGAUUUUAAGUCAAAGUUUGGGAGUGCUGUAUUUUCAUGCACGUGCCAUGCAGGUCACACAGUUUAAAAUAAAUAAAACCCAGGGCCAGCUCAGUCCCAGUGUGGCUUGUGUGUGUCAUCCCAGGGAAUGUGCCUUUUGUAGCCCCCAGCUGAUUUCCCUGAGGAGGCAUCUGGAGUUGGUUGUUUUGGGACUCAUUUCAAAAUGUUGGCAUUUUUUUAAAGGACUUCAGGCUCUGCUUGCAUGAAAAAACAUUGGAUACUGAGCUGAAGCCUGGUGAAAAUUUUCAUUUUUCCUCCCCCUUUCCACACUUGAGGAAGGAUGAUCCCUUAAAACAGGCCAAAAAUGUGCUGGCCUGUAGUUCAUAUUUUCUAAUUGGCCAUUAGCAUUUUUUUCCCCAUCCUGACAUUUCACAGGAAAGCUUCAUUCAUCUCCUUGUUUUUAUUUUUUAUUUUUUUUGUGGGAGUUUGGCAUGUGGUGUGUUUUGGUUGUUCUGUUUGGUCUCAGAAGAAAACACACUGUGCUGCUGGGCUUCGCUUUCCCCGGUGCUGAGGCAAGGCUGUGGUUUCUCAGUGACUGUUCAGUUCCUGUCAGAAGUGCCUCUGAUUGGGAAUCUCCGGUGCUGGAAGAUGAGAGGACUGUGUUUUGGGGCAGGAAUUGGUGUUGGUGUGGUACAGGACAGCUGCUGACAGUGCUGAAAGUCAUCUUGGAGGCAGGGCUGGCAGCGAUGGUGGGUCUCUGCUCAAGAGCAAAACACUCACACUGGGCAAAAUACUUAUUAAAAGUGAAAAUGUAUGGAAAGUGCCUCCCUUUGAGCAAAAACCCACCCAGCACAGGGGACAGUGGGAGCAUUUGGCGAGUUCUCUGUGAGGAAGAGCACAGGCUGGAGCUUGACUGGGGGUGGAACUGGGGAGGAGGGUGCAGCCCUGCUUUGCUGGAGGUGAGGCUUUGCCUCUGAGGGUUUUGGAGGGGAACUGAACGAGCCCAUUUUGUGAUGAGCCCUGUUGGGUGAUGGAAUCAGUGGAACCCUCUCCAUAGGAGAGGCCAGUGCAGGCAGGUGGGCAACAGGUAAGAAAGGCUGUCACAGUGUAACAGGAGGAAGGACUGAGAGUUGGAGAGGGUUAAACUGAGCUUAACCUGUUUGGUAUCCAUGGCAGUGCAUGUGUUUGGAGCAGAGUUUUGGAAAGCUUACCCCUUUUUGUGGCAAGCAUGCAGAAUGCUGGUUUGUUUGUUAUGUUUUUUUUAUCGACAGCCUCCUUCAUUUCUUUAAACUGCAUGGGGUUUAAUUUGGGGUGGGGGCAUGGUUUGGGUCCCCAGUGUUUGUGUUUCCUGCCUAACAGACUGAAUGGUUUAAUUCCUCACCCCCUGUGUCAGCUGCUGCUCUUACCCAGCGGCUCUGAGGGCCACAGUGCAAUGGCUGCUUUUUGCUAACGCUUGCCCGGAAUUUAAAGAGCCUUUUUAUCUUUCAGCCAUGUUUCAGUGGAGCAGCUCUGGCUUGCACCUUCCCCAGCUCUGCUCCAUCCGUAGCUCUGCAGUUCCCAUCCACGUUUCAGCCCCUCUGUUGAAUGCAAGUGUUGCUCGUCAGCUGUGUCGGUCCCGAGCUGUAAAUCAUUUACCCUUUUCUUUUUGAUCUUUAGUUUGAUAGAUGCGUGGACGUAGAUGUUUUUGUUUUGUUAAUUUUCACACCCCAUCUUUUCUGUACUUUAGGUUGACUCCUCACUGCACUGUGAAAACCAUUAGGAAAAAGUUCCUUGGGGUUAAAACCUGGGGCUCCACAGUGUUGGGGCUAGAAAUUAAUUUAAAUGGCGACUGAUCUGUCUGAAGCUGAACCCGUGCAUCAUAAGGCGCUUCCACUCUUAGCGGGAGCUCAGCUGAUCCACACGGACAAGUUAAGUGAGAAAGUCGAAGACGACACGAUGCCAAUCCGUCGCUCCGUGAAUUCCACCUCCCGGGAAACCCCUCCCAAGAGCAAACCUGCCGAGGGGGAAGAGGUCAAAGCAGAUGCAGAAGUCACCUCUGAGGAAUCUGCCUCUGUUGGAGAGGAACAGGAGACUGAAACCCUGCCUGCUGCAUCCAAUGAAGCAGAACAGCCAAAGGAACCUGAGAAUGAAGCAAAGGGGGAAACAAAGUCCUCAGAAGAAACCAAAAAGGACGAGAAGGAGCAGGCCAAGGAGAAGGAGAAGAAGGUGAAGAAGACCAUCCCUGCGUGGGCCACGCUGUCUGCCAGCCAGCUGGCCCGGGCACAGAAGCAGACCCAGAUGGCAGCCACGUCCCGGCCCAAAAUGGACGCCAUUCUCACCGAGGCCAUCAGGGCCUGCUUUCAGAAGAGUGGGGCCUCGGUGGUUGCAAUAAGGAAAUACAUCAUCCACAAAUACCCUUCCCUGGAGCUGGAGAGGAGAGGGUAUCUCCUGAAGCAGGCACUGAAAAGGGAGCUGGAGAGGGGAAUCAUCAGGCAGGUGAAAGGAAAGGGAGCUUCUGGGAGCUUUGUGGUGGUGUCUAAUGCAGGAAAAACUGUUCCAAAAGCCAGAGACAGAAAGAAAAGCACCUCGGCCCCGACUGCAGAGCAGCAGGUGAAGCUGGAGGACGUGCUGCCCCUGGCCUUCACCCGCCUGUGCGAGCCCAAGGAAGCUUCCUACAGCCUGAUCAAGAAAUACGUGUCUCAGUAUUACCCCAAACUCAAAGUAGACGUAAGGCCCCAGCUGUUGAAGAAUGCCCUGCAGAGAGCUGUAGAGAAGGGCCAGUUAGAGCAGAUCACAGGGAAGGGAGCAUCUGGGACAUUCCAGGAGCGCCGACCCACCUGGUGCAGAGGAGCUUGUCCUGACCUGGUUUGGGAGAAUUUUGUCUUGAUGCUUUUCUCUUCCUCCUUGGAAAAUAGCUGAAGAAAUCAGGGGAGAAGCCCCUGCUGGGUGGGACUCUGAU